Molecule: messenger RNA, 981 nt
Organism: Cylindrotheca closterium
Lineage: Eukaryota; Bacillariophyta; Bacillariophyceae; Bacillariales; Bacillariaceae
Source: the annotation of a GenBank genome assembly
AUGACAGGAGGUUCUCAUAAGGGAAUAUAUUGCGAUGAAUGUGGGGCGUAUCCCAUUCAAGGCACAAGACACAAGAGCUUGGCGAUCUACGACUUUGACAUUUGUUCUACUUGUCGUUUCGCCAACUAUCCGUGCGAAAGCAAGGACUUUAUUGCCUUCGAUGAGCCCAUUACAAGCUCUGAGGCUGCCUGCGUGGGGCCACAGGUUGUGAAUCGGAUCGAUGCUCAGUCCGCUAGGGAGGCGGAAGAGCAACUGCGGAAGGGUCGGGAUGCUCAUGUCGCAUUUUUUGGGUUCUUUGGAAACCAAGCGGCAGAAGGAGACCGACAAGCCGUCGUUGAUUUUAUCAACCGGAAUGCACACCUGACGAAUAUUCAUAUUCGAUUGUACUCUUUUCAAAAUCAUCAAGAUGUCUUUGCCACUAUCACUCGGGGAUUGCUGCACAACAAGUCUGUCAAGCACCUUUGUUUUCAUCUAGUUCCCUUGCACAAUCAGGGCAGCUUUUUGGACCCCACUCCCCUCAAGGAGCUCAUUGAAACCAAUAAUACGUUACAGGCAAUGUUUAUCACUCGGGCAAAAUAUUGGCCAGGAGCCACCAUUGAGCAAGACACUGCACAAUUGGAAAAUGAGUUUGCCAGCAGUCUUUUUGAAAGCCUCAAGGCAAACCGCAAUCUCAAUUCCUUCCGACUGGAAACCAUGUGCCAUUUGGAAGACUCCACCAAACACCUGGCUUGGGACGUAGUCAGUCAGAACUCAAACUUGACCAGAUUCUAUGCCAAAUUUAAAUCCCAAGAUGACCAACUGGACAUGCUGUUGGCAUUCAAUCAAUACCAAUGGAUGAAGCGAUGGACGGAUACCUUUGCUACGACACCGAAUCGCGUCGAGGUGGUACGAGAAAUUCUAGACUCGGAGCAAGCCCAGAAUGCUACAUCAUUGUUCCAUUUGCUACGGGAAUUCCCAGAGGCAUUGAGGACCAUGGCGUAA